AUGUGUAAUUGGUGUUGUAAGAAAAAGAAUGAAUGUCCUUGUCCUUGUCCUGAAUAUAAGAAAAAAUUUGGAUAUAAGAAAGAGAAGCCUCCACCUGAGAGUAGUGUGGAAGAAAGUGAUGAUGAAUAUUAUAAAUGGAAAAAUAAUUGGGAAUGGGAGAGCACUUAUCAUAAAAAUUAUAAAUGGUGUAAAUUAUGUUAUGAAGCUAAACGUUAUAGUAAAAGUACUAGUCAUAAUUCUUAUAAUUGUAGAUAUAGGAAAACGGAACCAUUUGUGAAAAAAUUUAAAUGUUCGUUUUGUUCUAAGUUAUAUUUUCCUAAAUAUCAUGAUGAAGGUUUCAUAUGUUGGAAAUAUCUUCCUUAUGAUGAUCCUAGAUGUUGGAAUCCCAAUUGGUAUAAAGAUGAUGAAAAUAAUUAG
Molecule: messenger RNA, 417 nt
Organism: Dentiscutata erythropus
Lineage: Eukaryota; Fungi; Glomeromycota; Glomeromycetes; Diversisporales; Gigasporaceae
Source: the annotation of a GenBank genome assembly